Messenger RNA from Gamsiella multidivaricata, 669 nucleotides. RefSeq lists its product as uncharacterized. Bases 1 to 669 code for a protein of 222 amino acids. The record is from RefSeq and is a predicted model, not a curated record. Lineage: Eukaryota; Fungi; Mortierellomycota; Mortierellomycetes; Mortierellales; Mortierellaceae. The transcript has a single exon.
AUGGUAAUCCAUGCCAACGUCGGUGCCAUUGCCUCGGGCGGGCUCUUUGCCGGUGAGGACACCUCCGACCCCAACGCAAGCGGCGUUGAGGUCUUUCAGGACUCGAAAAAUCAUCCAGCUGCUGUGGCCUCUAUUAUUCUUUUUGCCGCUAACCGCGCCGGUUUCAAGCCAAAGCAAGACGGAGUGAUCGCAGAUCAAAACAUCUACAACAACUUUGUGACCCGGAUUUCCACCUUUCCUGGAUUCACUUUACAGACCAGCAGUGAAGUAGGGCUACAGUUAAGCAGAGGCAAGGACAGCCUCAAAGAAAGCAUUGCUGCUGGAGUUGAUGCCGGCGUGGGCGAGUCUGGAGAUGUUGCGGACGCAUUCAUGAAGGAGCUGCCUAGUACUUUGGGGGAUAAAUCUGAGGAAGGUUGGCUCCUUACUUUGACUGUGAUCCAGGUCCGUAACGAGUCUGUCUACGUCGGUAUCUAUUCUCUCUCUUUGAUUCUCUCUCAGAAUAAGGAUGGUGGUGUGGAGAUCGGUUCCCAAACAAUACAUCUUCGACAGACCGGGUAUCGACUUAUCACCACAUUCCUCACCGCACAAGCCAAGGCACUUGUCAGAAAUAUUAACACCGUCCAGGUUGCGACGUUCAUCGAUGAGCUCACCACAGGGCCACCUGCCUGA